AUGAUACAAACAGCACACGCGGUCGCCAUCCAGGAAGCCCCACUACUUAAAGGGAAACCUCUAUCGGUCCCCGCCUUCACAGCAAUAUACCCCACCCCCACCUCCACAGACGACAAAAUUUCUGUCUGCACCUAUAUAAACAACAAUUUUCUACAGAAAAACUCAUUCGCAAGCCCCCCCUCCCAUAGAGGAGACAUCAUAUCCGCCAACCUGUUCUGCCGCACCGGGCCCAACACAUACACCACAAUAACACUCACAAACUGCUAUAACAGACAGCGCAGAGAUGGGUCUCGGUCUAUCCACCCCCUCACUAUCCUACCCGCCACAGACAACCCGGCAAUCACUGUCGGAGACCUAAACAUUCACAACCCCGCAACCGACCCCUCCAGAAACUUCUCAGCCAGGGAACUCAGACUCUCCCAACCAUACAUGGACACCGCCAGCCGAGCAGGCUACUCCAUCCUCAACACCCCCGGAACAUAUACAAGAAUCUCCCUCAACCAAGCACAUAGAAACGGAGUCAUCGACAUAGCUUUCUCCAACCACAGAGCUACGCCGCUUGUCAGGAAAUGGCUCCCCCUCUCCAACUCCUCGGGCUCUGACCAUAGGAUCAUAGCUAUCUCACUUGCCCUUCCAAACGCAGACUUCGCCCCCUUUACUACCCCAAACUGGGCGCUCACCAACUGGAACCUCCUCUCACCCGCUCUCCAAAACACCCAAAUCUCCGCCUGCGACACCCCCUCCAUGCUGGAUGACUGGUUCGAUAAAUCACUUACCCUCAUCACAGACAUGAUCAAGCAACACACGCCCCCAAAAACCAUCUCAAAAUGGUCAAAGAAAUGGUGGACCCCGGACCUUUCCCAGCUCCGAACCAUCUUUCACUCAAUACACAGAGCAUUCAGAAAAGGCAGAGCCCCCCCCUCAGAGAUGAAGGCAGCGCGCAACGCCUAUUUCAAUGCCAUAAAGAAAGCAAAACAAGACCACUGGAACGCCUUCAUCGCCAACGCCGACACAAAGGACGUGUGGAGACUAAAGAAAAUGGCCAACAGGACGGAAGACAAGAUUCCCACCCUUCCAAACUCACCCACCCCAACCCUCCUCAACAACAACCUUAUCAACGCCUUUUUCCCCCCUCGACCAGAAGGCCCCUCCCCCUCCCCCAUCUUCUUCCCAAACACCCCCCUCAUUACGCCCAACGAAGUUCAAGCCGCUCUGGGCCCCACCUCCAACCUCUCAGCACCUGGUCCAGACACCAUCCCAUACUCAGUAUGGAAAGGUAUCCACAGGGCCAACCCCCGCAUAAUACCUGCCCUCCUCAACCCGCUCAUCCAACAUGGAUAUCACCCACUCUCCCUGAAAACCGCCAAUGGAGUAAUCCUUGCUAAACCAAAUAAACCGGACUACUCCUCCCCUGCCGCAUACCGCAUAAUCGUCCUCCUCCAGACCUUCUCCAAGAUCCUGGAAAAAAUAAUAACACUCCGCCUGGCCGUGAUAGCGAAAGCCGUAGGACUUCUCCACAACCACCAAUGCGGGUCAAGCCAUGCAGCUGGCCAAACUUAA
This is a messenger RNA of Morchella sextelata, 1560 nucleotides long. RefSeq lists its product as uncharacterized. The transcript is spliced from 2 exons. NCBI's taxonomy places the organism in Eukaryota, Fungi, Ascomycota, Pezizomycetes, Pezizales, Morchellaceae. The record is from RefSeq and is a predicted model, not a curated record. The coding region runs from base 1 to 1560 and encodes 519 amino acids. Gene Ontology annotation, molecular function: catalytic activity.